Molecule: messenger RNA, 1473 nt
Organism: Salvia splendens (bonfire salvia)
Lineage: Eukaryota; Viridiplantae; Streptophyta; Magnoliopsida; Lamiales; Lamiaceae
Exons: 4
Coding region: 1-384 (127 amino acids)
Molecular function (GO): protein binding
Source: RefSeq, a predicted model, not a curated record
AUGUCUCACUUUUUAUAUGGCAAACUUGUUUACAUGUGCAGCAGCAUAAGCCUUCAUUUGAGCUGUCUGGAAAACUUGCGGCUGAAAACCAAUCGAGUAAAAGAUCCUCUUUAUGUACAUCAUCAAAGUUGCUAUCUGUUUGGUAGAGAGAGAAGGGUUGCAGACAUCCCAACAGACCAUCCAUCCUGCAGUAAACAGCAUUCUGUUCUUCAGAAUAGACAAGUGGAGGAGGAAAACCCAGAUGGUGGUGUGACAAAAAGAGAGAGGCCUUAUAUAUUUAAUGGAUCUUGGAAGCACCAAUGGGACCUUGGUCAAUGUGAGCAGCUUGUCGGAAUAAUUUUUGAAAUCUGCUCUCUGCUCCAUCGUAUAAAGAUCUCUUAUUAGGAGGAGUUGAAAACAAAUUUAGCUUCCAUGCCGUUGAUACAACUUCAACCCAACUUGUGAUGUUACUGCCGCGCGCGAGUAUGUUCUGCUGCAUGAGAAUUCUACCGGAUCCAUCUCAAAAGCUUUCGGAAAUUGGGGAGGGGAACAAGCGGCCGCAAUCUUUGCUGGAGUAUGUUCAUUAAAUUAAGUGGAAGUUUGCACCUAAAUCUAUAUGAGAGUCUCAUUGUAGUAAAUUGGAAUGGAGGACAAAUGCUGGCCUUGAUUGUGUUCUUUUCAUUUGGUUUAAGACUGGAAGCUUAUGUAUCGUAUCGGCAUUUGAGGCGUUAGGUAAAUUAGUCGUUAGCUAUUUUUACAAUUUAAGACUUGGAUUUUACUCUAUAGAUUUCAGACCUAGGGCUCGUUUGGCAGAUUAAAAUCAACAUUAACAUUAAGAAUAAAUUUGUACUACUUCUCUCGUAAUGUGUAUGUCACUUUUUUUUUACUUUGUCGCAUAAGAUUUUACAUUCUUUUUCUAAAAAAAAGUAAACAUUAAUCAAUACACUCAAUCAUCAAUUCUUUCUCUUCAUUAUUAUUUCAAUUGUUUUUUGUCUCUAUUAAUACUGCUGUUCGAUAGAUAAGAUAAUCAUGAGUUACAAUGAUUAAAUUAGUCAUAGGAGUAUAGAUAGAACGGUUAAUCAUGCAAUAUAAUCUAAAUUUGAAAUUAUAAAAAUCGCGACUGAAUAAUAGAUAAGACUAGUCAUGACAUUUAAUCACAAGUAAUCAUGACAACUGACCGGCCAGUAUACCAGAAAGGUUGUGUUCCCAAUCUCGGAUCACCCAGCAUAGUGAUCUUCAACGACACCAAAUCGGAGUCGCUCUCACAGCAGCUGCUACGCGAUGCCGUAGCCGCCUCCUCCGCCGCCGGAAUCCAAAGAUAAUCUUGUGUAGCGGGGGUAAGGCAUCCUAAGCAAGCAUACAAGAAUUCUAUCACAAACAAAGUUUUAAAACCCUCAACCGGAUGCUGACGUGGACUAGUUUCCGGCGGCGCUGAGUCAUCUUUCCGGCGCAAUAGCUGCAUAUAUAUUUACGCUGAGAUGUGGUUUGCUUUGU